AUGAAAGUUGAUGUUAGUGAAAUAUUUCGAAACUACGACGAGAAGAAAGCCGUAGAACAUAUCGAGCACCUGGGACAUGACAUCAGAAGUAAGGAAGAGUCCAUAAAAACAUUUUUGAAAGAAAAAAGCAGCCAUGUGAUAGAUAAUACAAUAAAAAUUAAAAGUGUGUAUGCAAGUGUGGACAAAAUAAAAUGCCUUUUGGAAGACAUCGUUUGCUCUUACAAUGAUUUAAUCGGUGGCGUUAGAAAUACAGCAUCGAUGAAUUUUGGAGACGCAUCAGUGCACACACAAAAACUGGGCGAAUCGGAAAAGGACAUCAUAAAAGAGGUGUGGAAAAAAAAGUGCGACAGUUAUGAUUUUUUAUUUCAAUGUUGCCAUUUGGGUAAAAGCACAGGAGGAGGGGAAGAUACCCCAUGUGAUAAUGCGUAUGAUAUUGUGAAAACGGAAAAGGAGGAACUAUGCAAUUACGACUGCUUCUACCUUAACAACUACAUAAACCAUGUAUAUAUUGAUGUGAAUAAAAAGAUGAACGAGGAAAACUACUCGUUUGUUCUAAAUAAAAUAUACACAGAUAUAUUUCUCUGCAUCAAGGUCCUCAGUUCUUUACUCAAAAAUGAAAAAAUUAAAAACAUUUACAUUAACAUGUUUAAUAGCAAUAGGUCCAUACUCUACUUAAAUACGUAUGUAAAUAAACACAAGGAAAAUUUCUGUGACAUCCUCCUGAAAUUGAUAUAUGCCUCUUACCACAAUUUGGCCUACAACUACUCAUGUAGAAUGGACAGCAUUGCCCAGUCCAUAAUGAUGUUGUUGCUUUUUUACAAUAAAGAAAAUUGCCAGCGCGUGGACAUUUUAAAAAACGAUUUGUUCAAGGAAAUUCUUAACGCGAGAAUAAAUUUGUUACACAACUUUGUUCGCAGAGGGAGCCACGUAGAGCAGGAUGAGGCUCUCACCCUGCGCAAGGUACAGACAUUAUUUUUACAAGUCACUUAUCUAGUUUUACACACCAAAUAUGUCAUCCUUCUGCUGAUUGAUGUGAGUAAUAAGGGCUUGCGCCAAGCGGUGAAGGACGGUCAGAUUAACCCUCUCGAACAGGGAUGUCCCCUCGAGUGGGAGGAUAAAAUUAAACAAGCUUAUGACGACCACACUCGUGGGAACGACGCAGCGGACACGGAGGAAAACCUCUUCCUGCGAAGAAUGCAAAUGGAGCUAUUCAUCCUGCAGAAUAUACCUCAUGAAAAGGCAAAGAAAAACAAGCAGUACUUUAAUUAUGCCAUAAAUAGCAUGGAAGAAAUAAAGAAAAUUCUGAACGAAGGAAUUGCUGACAAGUUCAGCUUACUACACAAAACCUAUGUCCAAUUUGUGCACCUCACUUAUAAGUAUAUGAUCCACCUUGUGCAUGUCUACUACUGCAAAAAUGAUUACGGCGUAACGUGCGACCAGUUGUUCACAGAGUAUGCAAAUAUAAACAGACUGUAUAACAAAAUGAGGAGUAAAAUGGACAUGAAAGAAAAGUACUAUAGUAAAUAUAUUAAAGAUGUUGAUUUUUACCUGAACAAUAAUCAUCUGCAUGAUACUCAUGAUGAAAUUUUCGAGAUUUUUUUUUUCCUUUUUUUUAACAAAUUUGUGUGUGCAAUUCCGUUUUUUGAUCAAAAGCCAGUUGAUAAAUGGAAGCUAGUAAUGACCAAAUUUUUACACAAUUUGUUUUGCAACAUAUCCAUUUCUUAUGAGCGAAAUUUCGAAAUUAAAAAUUGGGUGUUUUAUUCAUUCCUGCUGAAUUCAUUUUAUUACUAUUACGAAUUUUUUUCCAUCGAUUUGGAUAACAUAUAUGCACAAUUUUACAAUGUGGACAGGGACUCAAGUGAAGAUCAACAUACAAAAAAAAAUAAUAAUCACAAAGAAGCGACAGAGCGUUUGCAUGCGGGGUUUAACGCAUCCAGGGAGGGACAUUUUCAUAAUGGCUUUAAAAAAAUUUUAAAAGAAAAAAUUCACCCCCUUAUAUUUUCAGCCUACAAGUUGAUUAUCUUCGUAGAAACGAAAGAAAUUAACCAAAGUGCAAAUGCGGACUUUCUGCUUGUAGACAAAGGCGCACAUGAUGCUGCUGAUUUUUUCAACAUGUUCGACUCGUUUAUGAGUAUUUUGAAGAGCCACACUGGGGAAGGGACACACGCCAGGGAUAAUGCAAACGGAAACGACAUCGUACAAGAACCAACUUCCAGCCGCAGUUACGCAAGUGGCGCCCAAAAGGAGAGCAGCAGUUGUAGUUUAAAUAAGUGCUCUAAUCUGGUAUCCUUCUUACAAGUGCCGCUGGGGGAGGAGCCCACCCAUGUGGCAAACACCCCAAGGGGCAAGUGCCCGAAUGGUAGGGCCAACACGCAUGACAAUAACGUGGAUCGCGAAAUGAACCUCGACCAGGAAGAACAAAGUGACAUGCGCAAUUGCGGUGACCAAAUCGAGCAGAUAGAAAACUCGGAGGAGGAAUAUAAGGAGCUCCAUCUCUAUGUCAACCUGCUUAGGCAUAACGAUAAGAGCGCGUGGAACCAUUUCCUCAGUUCCCGCGAGGGAAGCGAUAAAGAACCACUAGCGAACGACUUCGAGGGGGAGCCCAAUUUUUCUCUCAAUGAUUUAAAGAGCAUUUUUCUACACAUAGUGUAUAAGAUAUUGAAGGCGUGUCUGAAAUGCUUCUGCGUGGGGUACCUGGACAAUUUGAAGGAGCAUUUGCAUUUGUACCUGAACAUGUUAAUAAAUAAUGAUAUACAAAAUAUUUUAUGUGAGAAAAUGAACGGCCACUUGGUAAAUAUUUUCUCCUUUUCCAACCUUUUUAUCCUCUACGUUGAAAGGUUAUUCAACACGGAUGUGUAUCGAAGCAUAAUUAUCUACCUAGUGAAAACUGCGCUACAGAAGGAGAUAUACAAAAUAUAUGCGCAAUUUAUUUGCCUAGUACAGGAAGUGUACUCUGCCCAGUAUGCACACUCGAAUGAAAAAAAUAAAACGCUCUUAAAUAAAAAAGUAACCGAAUUGUAUAACAUUAUUUUGUUGGACUUAUCAUGUUGUGUAUAUAUAUUGGACAAUAAUAAUAUUAUACACAAAUCCACAUAUGAUGAUCUGAUGCGGCGAUAUGAAAACUACGAAAGGUAUUAUAUCAAGUCCUGCCUUUACUUUGUUGACGCAUAUAAAGAAAAAUAUAAUGUGUACAGUGAAAAAAAUAUGAAUGAAUGCAAUGCGGGAAGUCACCCAUUUUGGGAAAAGCUAAACGAAAAAGACGCGGAAAAGAAGCAAAAAAAAAAAAAUGCAGAAAUGUACACCUUUAAAUAUUUAAUUGAUAACAUUUUGGCGGCAUUGAAUAAGCUCGAUAACCUUAAUGGAAUUAUUUUCCAAAAGCAUAUACGCCUCUUAGCUCAGAACUUGAUAUGUGACUCGUAUUUAUUAUAUUAUUUAUUUGUUCAAGGACCCACCAUUAAUAACCUUUUGGGCAAUGAGCAGGCGGACACAAAAACGAGUUCUUUGGAAAUUUUCCAUUUUAAUAAAGUCAGCUCCAUUGAUGACAAUUCGAUUGAGGACAAUUUGGCUGAGGAUAAAAUUUACGAGGAAAUUUGCAAUGAAGAUGAGUAUAAAAAACUGUUUGAAGGAAAGAAUGACAUCCUCUACAUCGUAGACGUUUAUACCAAGUGGUGUGGACCAUGUCUCUUCACCUUUGAAAUUAUAAAUAAAAUUUACAAAGCCAAUUUUGCCUUCACAGAGAGCGUAAAAAUAGUAGCUGUGUGCGCGCAAAAUAUCGCCUCGUUAAAAAACUACGAUAACAAUUCCAAGCCAUUUUACUUAAUACUGAAAAAUGGAGAAAUUAUUCGCCAAAUUCAGGGCUGCAACACGCCUCAUAUAUUUGCGCUGAUUGAUGAGCACUUGCUAAGUACCAAAUUUAACUAA
This is a messenger RNA of Plasmodium fragile, 3921 nucleotides long. RefSeq lists its product as uncharacterized. NCBI's taxonomy places the organism in Eukaryota, Apicomplexa, Aconoidasida, Haemosporida, Plasmodiidae. Bases 1 to 3921 code for a protein of 1306 amino acids. The record is from RefSeq and is a predicted model, not a curated record. The transcript has 2 exons.